AAUUCAUGUUUAAUCUGUACAUAAUGAACGACGAAGUAAACUGUCAUGUUUACCUCUUUGUUGACAAAAUUUCCCAUAUGAUUAUGGUGCAAUUACUGCGAUUAACUUAUAUUUCCUCGCAACAUUCAUGAAAGUGUAUAGCCACCUGCCUUGAUCUCGUUUAAGAGAAAAAUGUCUUCAAGCUCUGUAGAAGACAUUCCGGAGCAGUGUAAGGAUCUGUUUACGCAAGAUGGUGUGCUCCUCAAGGCGUGCAUGGGCCGUCCGAUCACAGACCUCAACUCGAUCGGCAUGCUGUGCGUGGUGCUCAACCCCAACGGCACCAAGUGCAUCGAGUGGCGGCCCAACGACCUCAUCACCAUCGACUCCGACACGCAGGAUCAGGAGUGGGCCGUAGUCAACACUAUAGGUCGAAGACAACGCACUCUCAGCGGUAACAUCACUUCCGACUACGCCAACGCUCGAUCCCGGAUCAUUAAAAUAGCCCUCGACGACCUAAAAACCUUCAGAGUCACUCGCAACAAUCAGCAGAUGCAGUUCUCCACCAAACCAGGCAUUUGGCAGACUACUUUUUACUUCCAACAUGGGAACGCAGAAAUAUUCGUCGCGAAUUUGAAGAACCACAUUAAAACCGCCAAGACAAGACAUGACAGAAACACAUAUGUAGUAAUUGAGCCAAAUGUGGAGACGCAAGUGCUGAAUAAGAGUUUUGCAGAACUAGAUAUCUUCACGGAGAACACUACAGAUGUUGUGUGGAAUCUGGUGUCGAAUUUCAAACAGAGGCCUUAUGAGACUACUAUGACUGCGUUUUCUAAGCUUACGGAUAUUGGAUCGAAUCCACAACAAGGUUGCUCUACAAUUGACCUCGAGAAAUUAUAUUAUGGCAAUGAGGCCAACGGCAAACGUGAUGUGUCCGAAGAGGUGGCAGAUUUGCUCACAAAGAGCAUGAGUGCGCUGGACGAAACCACCACGGUCACUAAAUCCGACGAGUACGAAGUCAUCAGCGUCAAACCAACGCUGCCGCCGAGACCUAUCAUACCUAGAGGAACUCCUCUAUCCACUGAGAAAUGGGAAGGUCUGCAGGACACGGAAGGCAGGGUUACGGAGGUCGACGGAGUCAAACAGCUCAUCUUUAGAGGGGGUGUAGCCCACUCGAUACGUCAGUCAGUCUGGAAAUAUUUACUAGACUACACCCCCUGGCACAUGACGCAUGCAGAAAUACGAUCCUUACAACGCAAACGCACAGAGGAAUACUUCUCCAUGAAGCUCCAAUGGCGCUCCAUGACCGAAGGCCAAGAGUCCAGGUUCUCGGAGUACAGAGACAGAAAGAGUCUAGUGGAGAAAGAUGUUGCAAGAACAGACCGGACCCAUCCGUUUUUCGCUGGUGACAAUAACCCGAAUCUGGCGGUGCUGCAGGAUAUUCUGAUGACAUAUGUCAUGUACAACUUUGACCUUGGCUACGUGCAAGGCAUGAGCGAUAUUUUGGCACCAUUGCUGCUACUUUUGGGGAAUGAGGUGGACAGUUUUUGGUGUUUCGUUGGGUUCAUGGAAAGAAUUGCUUAUAACUUCGACAUGGACCAAGCGGGCAUGAAGCAGCAGCUCCUGCAGCUGCAGCAGUUGCUGACGUUCUGCAGCCCUGAGCUGGCACAGCACCUGGCGCAGAAGGACUCCGGGAACAUGUACUUCUGCUUCCGCUGGCUGCUGGUCUGGUUCAAACGAGAGUUCUCCUUCAGGGAUAUUAUGAGGCUAUGGGAAGUCCUGUGGACGGGGUUGCCGUGUGCCAACUUCCAUCUGCUAAUUUGUGUUGCGAUACUCGACGCCGAAAAAGACACGAUAAUCAACAACAACUAUGGUUUCACUGAAAUAUUGAAGCACGUAAACGACCUAUCAAUGUGCCUGGACGUCGACAAAAUACUAAGCACAGCAGAGGGCAUAUACCACCAAAUAAUAUCAGCACACCACCUAACAGACCAAAUCAGGAUCAUACUCGGAAUGACUCCUCUGAAUGUUUCCGUGUCAACUAAUUCGGACGACGAGCCAACGACGAACGGAGCUAAUGGUAUGGGGAAAAUUGAGAAUGCCCGGGACCCUCUCUUGAACCCAGGGAUGGAUGAAGUUAUGUAUCAAAUAGGAUUAGACAUGAAUUUUUGAGCACGCGGAACUGGAAUAUAACGGAUUAAAAAUAUCUGUCGUAACCACCAGCGUCUUGGCCUUACUUGCCUAAACCACGAAAUCAUAAAACUACAGAGACUGGUUAAAGUGAUAGUUUUUCUAUUUUUAUAAAGUACUCGUGGUAGGUAUUCCUUAAAAAAAACAGCUGUGCAUAAUUGUGCCAGAGUAACUCAGUUUCCAAAAAUUCACAAAUUUUACCCGUUAAAAUUAGCUAGUGAGCCUUAUAAGGUUAGGGCUUUUAUAUAAUGCGCAAUUUCAAAUAGCAUAUGAAUUUGAGUUUGUUGUAUCCGGUCGGGUUAUUGAUUUAAUGGUGUCCUUCAAUAUAAUAGGUGUCUUGUGGUAUUGGUCAAAAUAUAGGAUGCUGAAUAAUUUGACUUCAAUUUGAUUUAUUUAAACACCCGGUGCUUGUAUCGUGCACUAUAUUCCAGAUUAAAAUUAAUGUUUGUGCCAUAGACGACAUAAUUUUAUAAUUAAAUAAGACAAAUUAAGAUGUUACUAUCCGUAAAGACAUAUUUAAAUUAAAUAGCAGUUACAUAUUUAAAAUAAAAAUGGUGUUUUUAAGGUAACAAUAUGUCAAUUCAAUUUAUGCAAAGUUGGUUUCAUACAUAAAUGUUUGUUCAUAAUUUCUAUUUAAGGGUUAGCAGUUUAGUUUCGUGAUUCAACCUUAUCUUGCCCUUUUGCAAAAUAAUAAUGCGUUCUGUGUCACUUGCCCUGUUGUGUAGUGUUCUCUUAAUUUCAACUGACAUUGGCACAGAAGAUACCGUAAAUUUGUUCGAGUCUGUUUUCAUGUGUAUGGUAUUUUUUGGCACAUCAUGUGAUGUUUGAAACAUUACAGAUUCUUCAUUCUUUCAUUUUUUUAAUUUACCAAGUUUUAUGUAUAAUUUUGUAUCAACAACCAAUAGCAGACAAUUCUUUUUUCAUCCGUAAUGAUACCUUCUUAAUUAGAAAGUUAUUAAAAUAUUUUGGUUUUUAUUAAGUACCUGUUUCUAAGUAAACAUAAUCUCACGACUAUACAAGAUGUCGCGGUCACUACGGAAACAGGAAAAUUAAUGAUUUCGGAGGAAGCUUAACAUUGUAACUUGACGCCAAUAAACAGAGGGCUCGUGUGCCCCGUACAAUCCACGCACAUUCCCUAUUAGGCGGGUCCACACAGAGCGAGCAUAACGGCACGCUCAAGCGAGAAAAACACGCGCGCCGCACGAGGAAAUUGCCCCGCGCUCGCUCUGUGUGGACCUGCCUAUUGACUUCUCUGUGCUGAAUGCGAGAUGAUGUUUGUCCCAUGAAUGUCAAUGUCAGUGGCUAUUGUCUAAGAAUUCUGUUUAAUCAAAAUUGUAAACGUAAAAUUUUUUUUAGUUAUAAUUUCUGUACAAAAAGCGUGUUUCGAACUAGUACAUUAAAUAUAUGUAUUAAUUUACACAUACAACAUAAUUCCUUUUAAAAUGUUUUUUUUUUUAAUAUAAGCUUCUUGGUAUC
Molecule: messenger RNA, 3642 nt
Organism: Cydia pomonella (codling moth)
Lineage: Eukaryota; Metazoa; Arthropoda; Insecta; Lepidoptera; Tortricidae
Gene: Tbc1d15-17
Product: TBC1 domain family member 15
Exons: 11
Coding region: 172-2148 (658 amino acids)
Biological process (GO): activation of GTPase activity
Molecular function (GO): GTPase activator activity
Source: RefSeq, a predicted model, not a curated record